CGAGACAGACAGAAGAAGCGAGACAGACAGAAGCGAGACAGACAGAGAGAGCGAGACAGACAGAGAGAGCGAGACAGACAGAGAGAGCGAGACAGACAGACAGACGACAGACAGACAAGACAGAGAGAGACAGAAGAAGAGAGAGAGAGACAGAGAGAGAGAGACAGACACAGAGAGAGAGAGACACAGAGAGAGAGAGAC
Oncorhynchus keta (chum salmon) is the source of this 201-nucleotide messenger RNA. RefSeq lists its product as uncharacterized. The annotation marks the transcript as partial. Lineage: Eukaryota; Metazoa; Chordata; Actinopteri; Salmoniformes; Salmonidae. The transcript has 3 exons. The record is from RefSeq and is a predicted model, not a curated record.